AAGCUUAGUCACAUGAUUAGUUAAAUGAAUGAUAGCGCUUUUUCAGUGUGGUCACUUCUCUCUUUAUUCACUCAGAGAGCGGCACAACAUAUCAGCUUUUAGUCGUAGAGAUGUCGGGCGGAGCAGAGGUGCUGGUGGAGCUGAAACAGAGAGCUGUGUGCUGUAUAGAUGAAGCCAAAGCAAAGCUGCACAGCCUCAGUAAGGACAUAUGGAGCUGUCCCGAGCUGGCUUAUGAGGAGAGGAAGUCUCAUGACAGACUGGUAGACUUCUUCAGGCAGGAGGAAGGCUGGAAGGUGGACGCUCACUUCAAACUUGACACUGCGUUUCGAGCCACUUGGAGAGCUGAAGGAGGAGGAGGAGGUGGAGGAGGAAGAGGAGGAGAUGUGGUCAACGUGGGUUUCCUGUGCGAGUACGACGCCCUGCCUGGUAUUGGACACGCAUGUGGACACAACCUGAUAGCUGAGGUUGGAGCUGCUGCUGCUCUGGGACUCAAGGCUGUGCUGGAGAACAUGUGCAGACUCCCUGUUAGGGUGCAGGUGACGGUGCUGGGGACUCCAGCUGAGGAGGAUGGUGGAGGUAAAAUAGACUUGAUGAAUGAGGGAGCCUUUGAUAAUAUGGAUGUGGUGUUCAUGGCUCAUCCUCUGCAGGAUGACGCUCCAUAUCUGCCGCUUGUGGCCGAGCAUGAUGUAACUAUAAAGUACCACGGUAAGACGUCUCAUGCCUCAGCCUACCCCUGGGAGGGAAUCAAUGCGUUGGAUGCAGCCGUGCUGUGCUACAACAACCUGUCUGUGCUCAGACAACAGAUGAAGCCAGACUGGAGAGUUCAUGGUAUCAUAAAGCACGGUGGAGACAAACCAAACAUCAUCCCUGCCUACACUGAGCUGGAGUACUAUCUGAGAACCCCCUCACGAGAUGAACUGUCCAUCCUCAAGACCAAAGCUGAGAUGUGUUUCAGAUCAGCUGCUAUGGCAACUGGCUGCAAGGUGGAAGUGGAGUAUGCAAAAAAUGCCUUUGACAACAUAUUACGAAAUAGAACUCUGGAAGAUUUGUACGAGAAGAACGGCAAGGCUUUGGGGAUGGAAUUCACCACAGAUGAAGAAGUCCUCACCAAUGCUUCAGGCUCCACUGACUUCGGCAACGUGACAUUUGUAGUUCCUGGGAUCCAUCCGUACUUCUACAUCGGCUCCAAGGCUCUGAACCACACUGAAGAAUACACUGUGGCCUCUGGUGAUGACAGAGCUCAGUUCUACACACUGCGGACAGCCAAGGCUCUGGUCAUGACGGCUCUGGAUGUGCUGCUGUGUCCAGAGCUGCUGCAGAGGGUGAAGCAGGAGUUCACUGAGGCCAAACUGAAGCAGGACAGGAAGCUGACAGGAGCGCACACGGAGCAGUCUGCUAACAGCUGUUAAUGCAGGUGGAGGAGCUGCUGAACUUCCUGCACACUUGACGCACG
Scomber japonicus (chub mackerel) is the source of this 1453-nucleotide messenger RNA. RefSeq names its product xaa-Arg dipeptidase-like. Gene Ontology annotation, molecular function: dipeptidase activity. The transcript is spliced from 7 exons. The record is from RefSeq and is a predicted model, not a curated record. Lineage: Eukaryota; Metazoa; Chordata; Actinopteri; Scombriformes; Scombridae. Bases 111 to 1409 code for a protein of 432 amino acids.